Molecule: messenger RNA, 5322 nt
Organism: Zychaea mexicana
Lineage: Eukaryota; Fungi; Mucoromycota; Mucoromycetes; Mucorales; Lichtheimiaceae
Product: P-loop containing nucleoside triphosphate hydrolase protein
Exons: 19
Coding region: 150-5066 (1638 amino acids)
Biological process (GO): vesicle transport along actin filament; actin filament organization
Cellular component (GO): vesicle; cytoplasm; actin cytoskeleton
Molecular function (GO): microfilament motor activity; ATP binding; actin filament binding
Source: RefSeq, a predicted model, not a curated record
CUUUUCUCUCUCGCACUCUCGUUUUAAACGCCUGUACCUGAGUCUUUAUAUACUGUAUAUUAUUUUUUACUAUCAGAGUGCUCGACUGUAUAGAUAUCGCGCCUGCGAGCAUAAGCAACAGAAAACACAGGAGGCGCUUUUGAAACAAAAUGACAGCAGAAACAGCGACUCUUCAAUCCGUUGAAGUAUAUACAAAGGGAACUAAGGCUUGGUUUACCGACAAAACUGAGGGAUGGAUCUCUACGACAUGCAUCUCCAACUCCAUCAGCGGAAAUAAAGUGGCCAUCACAUUUCAAGGCGAUAAUGACCUUCAAGAAUAUGUGUUUGAGUCAACGUUGGCAGAAAUUGAAAAAACCAGCGGUGCGAAUCUUCCACCGCUAAGAAACCCACCGAAAAUGGAGUAUACAGAUGACCUGACCAAUCUCAGCCAUUUGAACGAACCAUCAGUGUUAAACACGAUCCGGACGCGUUAUAUGCAGCAUCUGAUUUACACAUAUUCCGGUAUCGUGCUUAUUGCCGUAAAUCCAUUCGAUCGAGUGGCCUUGUAUGACCCCGAUGUUGUUCAGCAAUACUCCGGAAAACGUCGUGGCGAACUGGAGCCACAUCUAUUUGCUAUUGCUGAAGAUGCUUACCGUUGCAUGAUACGGGAACAGAUGAACCAGACGAUCGUUGUCUCUGGUGAAAGUGGUGCUGGUAAAACAGUUAGUGCAAAAUACAUUAUGCGCUACUUUGCUACGGCCGAUGACCAGGAAUCAGUGGGAAAGAAGAAAAAGUCGGGUGGUGGCAUGACAGAAGUCGAAGAGCAGAUUUUAGCUACCAACCCCAUUAUGGAAGCGUUCGGUAACGCAAAAACUACGCGAAACGACAACAGUUCUCGUUUUGGAAAAUAUAUCGAAAUUCAAUUUGACGAGGGAGCCAAUAUCAUCGGUGCCAAGAUCCGAACUUAUCUACUCGAACGUUCGCGUUUGAUCUUCCAACCUCAAACUGAAAGAAACUAUCACAUUUUUUAUCAGCUUUGCGCAGGUGCUCCUUUGUCUGAGAAGAAGGAGUUCGAGUUGGGUGAUCAUACGAGCUUCCACUACUUGAACCAGAGCGGUACAGGCAUGAUUCCGGGAGUCGACGAUGCGGCCGAAUUCGAAGUAACCCAACGUGCAUUGUCGACUGUUGGUCUUUCCGUACAACUUCAAUGGAAGAUCUUCCGACUCUUGUCUGCGCUAUUACAUAUCGGCAAUAUUCAGAUUGGCGGCCGUGGUGACGCGAUGCUAAAUGACAGCGAUCCUGCCUUACUAACAGCUACCAAAUUGAUGGGCAUUAACGCUUCCGAAUUCAGAAAAUGGAUUGUACGUAAACAAAUCGUUACUCGAUCUGAAAAGAUUGUUACCAAUUUGACUCCCGCGCAAGCCCAUGUGGUCAAGGACUCAGUAGCCAAAUACGUAUAUGCCAAUCUGUUCGAAUGGCUUGUUGGUGUGAUCAAUGAUAGCCUGUCGUCGCCCGAUCUCGAUAAAGUCGUUACUUUCAUCGGAGUACUCGAUAUCUAUGGUUUCGAGCAUUUCAAAAAGAAUUCGUUUGAGCAGUUUUGUAUCAACUACGCAAACGAAAAAUUGCAGCAGCAGUUUAACCAGCACGUGUUCAAACUGGAGCAAGAAGAAUACGUCCGUGAAAAGAUCAACUGGAACUUUAUUGAAUUUAGCGAUAACCAAAAGUGUAUCGAGCUGAUUGAAGCAAGAUUGGGUAUCUUGUCCCUUUUGGAUGAGGAAUCCCGUCUUCCAGCAGGUUCAGAUCAAGGCUUCGUCCAAAAGUUAUAUAGCAACUUUGCCACACCUCAAUACAAGAACUAUUUCAAAAAACCGCGAUUUUCCAACAAUGCAUUCACCAUUGCUCAUUACGCGCAUGACGUACAAUACGAAGCCGAAAACUUUUUGGAUAAGAACAAAGAUACUGUCCCCGAUGAGCAUCUUACUCUGCUUCAAGGCUCUGAUUUUGACUUUUUGAAGGAUGUUUUAGAAAAGGCCGCUGCCAACAACCCAGCCCCUCAAGCUGAAAACAAGCGCAUGAGCAUGAUGUUCCGAAAACCAACCCUUGGUUCUAUUUUCAAGCUAUCACUCAUCAACCUGAUGGACACAAUCGGACAAACAAACGUACACUAUAUCAGAUGUAUUAAGCCAAACGAAGCCAAGGUCGCUUGGGAGUUUGAACCGAACAUGGUUCUUUCACAAUUACGUGCAUGCGGUGUGCUUGAGACGAUUCGUAUCAGCUGUGCCGGAUACCCUUCACGAUGGACAUUCGAAGAAUUUGCCGAUCGAUAUUAUGCAUUAGUUUCUUCUAAACAUUGGGAUAACAAGUCAAAUCUCGACAUGUCACAGCUCUGCUCACUUAUUUUGGAUGCAUCUAUCAAGGACAAGGACAAGUACCAAGUGGGAACUACAAAGAUCUUCUUCCGUGCUGGUCAGCUAGCAUACCUUGAGAAAUUACGCGCAGACAGAUACAAUGAAUGCGCAGUCUUGCUUCAAAAGAAUAUCAAACGGUACAUUUACCGCACUCGGUACGUUCGCAUGCAAAGUCUGGCAAUCGGCUUGCAGUGUGUCGCUCGCCGCAAGGUGGCUCAAACCAAGCUACAGUCUUUCCGGGAACGCAAGGCGGCUAUUACCAUCCAGUCGUGCUGGCGCAGAUACGUUGCUCGUAAGCAGUAUCUCGCUACUCAGCAGUUCAUUCUUCAACUGCAGACAGCUAUUCGUGGAUGCCAUGCUCGUCGCAACCUGAGUACUGUCAAGGAACACACAGCUGCAAUUGCUAUCCAGCGGUUGGUCCGUGGCUGGUUUGCACGUAAACAGUAUCAAGCCAAGCGUCAAUUCAUUAUUCGGCUACAAUCUUCAAUUCGACGUCGUAACGCACGCAAACAGCUUGUGGGUCUGCGAUCAGAAGCGCGAUCUGCCAACCACUUCAAGGAGGUCUCGUAUAAGCUGGAAAACAAGAUUGUUGAGCUGACACAGACUCUGACGGGGCUAAAAGACGAGAAGAAGUCUGCCAAUGACCGAUCAACAGCUCUGGAAGCCCAAAUCCGUACUUGGACCGACAAGUAUGAAAAGUUAGAAAAGAAAAACAAAAACUUGGAGACAAGGUUACAAGAACCUACUGUACCACAAGAACAAUGGGAUACACUACAAGCGGAACGCGACCAACUGGCCACAGAUUACAAGGCUUCGCUGGACAAGAUUAAAUCCCACGAAAAAAAAAUCAACCAAUUGACAGAUCAGCUCGAUGCCCAAAAGCAAGAAAACGAAAAACUUCAAAAAGCCGUCGAAGAAGCACAAGAAAAAGCCAACAAUGCAGCAGACGAGGGCGAAGUUGCCGAACUCAAGAGUCAGAUUGCGGCACUCAAGGCACAGCUGACCCAAGUUUUGCACACACCACGUCGUCAACAAUCGCAAUCUAAUGUCAACAACCGAAGCUUGUCGCCUGCACCACCCCAUACUGCCAAUUUACGCAGCGUCUCCCCCACCCCGACUUCGAAUAACGGCAAAUUGGACACUCAAGCUGUCAAAGAAAGCCUCAUUUCUCCUCCUCAGCAGCGCCAAGAGCAACAACAACAAUCAACCUCGAUCCGCAACAAAUCACCUAGCACCGCUUCACCCACAAGCAGAAAAGCACGCCGCAACAGUACUGCUGAUGUACCGAAUAACCGAUCCAAGACAUCUAUUGAUAACAUUCGCCACGCUGAGUUGUUGACCAGAAAUCCACGCCCAACAUCCAUUCACCAGUUUGGUCCAAUGCUUGGUGGAAAGGCUGGUGGCAUUGCCGAAGCUAUCGGUGAAAAUCCAGAAGAAGAGUUGGCUACUAUCUUAACCGAACAAGAAGGAUUGCAGGAGGAAAUUUUGGAAGGAUUGAUCAAGGCGUUGAAGAUGCCAUUACCAAGUUUGCAAAAUCCUCCAUCAAAGAAAGAAAUCUUCUUCCCUGCUCACAUGAUUGGCAUGGCUGUUACUGAAAUGUGGCAUCAAGGAAGCAUCCAAGAGUCCGAACGUCUGCUAUUUACGGUCAUGGAUACAAUCCAAAAACAAUGCCUGAGUUUCACUGGCGAUGAAGCCAUUGUACCUUGUGCAUUUUGGCUAUCCAAUGUUCACGAACUACUUUCGUUGAUCUGUAUUGCAGAGCACAAAUUGGGCAGCGAAGUCCACUCUGGCUCACGCAAGGUUGGCAGCUGGCAAGACUUUGAAAAGUUAGCAUCGACUGUCAAGUUUGAACUGCAGUGCUUGGAAGACAACAUUUUUCAUGCUUGGAUGAAGGAGCUCAAGAAACGGUUGGGCAAGAUGGUCAUUCCUGCUAUCGUCGAAGGCCAGUCUUUGCCAGGCUUUAUUACCACCGAUUCCGGUCGAUUUUUCAACAAAUUAUUAACCGGCUCGUCUCAACCGUCGUACACUAUGGACGAUCUGGUCAACUCUUUAACCAAGGUCUGGCGUUCCAUGAAGUGCUACUAUAUUGAACAUACAGUUCAGACACAAGUCUUGACUGAGUUGCUGAAAUUGAUUGGUGUUUCUGCAUUCAAUGAUAUAUUGAUGCGCAAGAACUUUUCAUCUUGGAAGCGAGCCAUGCAAAUCCAGUACAAUAUCACCCGAAUUGAAGAAUGGUGCAAGAGCCACGAUAUACCAGAAGGAACAUUGCAACUCGAGCAUCUCAUGCAAGCAACAAAACUUCUUCAGUUUAAGAAGGCCUCGCUCGAAGAUAUCGAGAAUAUCUAUGAUGUUUGCUGGAUUCUAUCACCAACACAAAUUCAAAAACUUAUAUCACAAUAUCAAACUGCAGAUUACGAGAACCCUGUACGGCCGGAAAUUCUCAAGGCUGUUGCUGCGCAUGUGGUUAGUGGAGAUAAGAGCGAUGUCUUGUUGCUCGAUUCAGUUUCGCUCGACGAUACUACCAACCCGUUUGAGAUACCUGUUCCCCGAAAGACGGAAAUUCAGAGAUACCUGCCUGCUUGGCUGAACCUUAAGCGCUUACGACGUUUGACUAUUUUGGUCCAAUACCAAAAAGACCAAGAGGAUGCUGUUGAGGCAACAGCGAUCGCUUCACCUUGAAAAUAACCAAAAUCGCACUUGCCUUUUGUUCCUUUUCGUCACAUAUGUUUCUUCCUCCUUUUACCUUACACACCCUCCGCACAGGCGUGAAAUAGCAUUCGCCUCCGUAAAAUAGCUUGUCAGCUAUAUUAACCUGACGGCAUUUGUAUGAAUUGUUCAAGUAUAAAUAUAUUUAACUUAUGUAAAAUGUACACUUUCCAUACUAUUAUUUACAGCGAAGCGUGUGGUGCUAUAUAGCAUACAUCAUGAAAUCUUC